Messenger RNA from Suillus discolor, 597 nucleotides. Its product is annotated as 60S ribosomal protein L30. The transcript is spliced from 3 exons. The record is from RefSeq and is a predicted model, not a curated record. Lineage: Eukaryota; Fungi; Basidiomycota; Agaricomycetes; Boletales; Suillaceae. Gene Ontology annotation, molecular function: RNA binding; structural constituent of ribosome. The coding region runs from base 84 to 431 and encodes 115 amino acids. Gene Ontology annotation, cellular component: cytosolic large ribosomal subunit.
UGAAAGUUAGAUUUUGUCAUAUCCCAAAAGCCGCUCGUCGUCAUCAAGCUCCUCAAGACUCCCCGACAUACCUAAAUUUACCAAUGGCCCCUUCAAAGAAGUCUAAGGCGACCAAGUCGUCCGAGUCCAUCUCGUCUCGUCUUGCGCUUGUCGUCAAGUCGGGGAAGUACACCCUUGGUUACAAGUCUGCCCUCAAGCAGAUGCGCAGCGGCAAAGCCAAGCUCGUUCUGAUUGCUGGCAACUGUCCACCACUACGCAAAUCUGAGCUCGAGUACUAUGCCAUGUUGUCGAAGACGACCGUGCACCACUUCUCUGGCACGAACGUCGCACUUGGCACUGCCGCCGGAAAGCUUUUCCGUGUCGGCGUCAUGACUGUUACCGAUCCUGGAGACUCUGAUCUCCUCACCUUCGCAGAGGGAAACACUGCAUAGACCCAAAAUUGCAAUGAGACGUCGGAAGUAUAGGCUUAUGCGCUCCAUUAUAGCCAUACUUUGUGCAUCAGUAUGCUAGUAAUUAUGUUUACUACUUGUCGUUAUGAUUCAUGCAUGUGAGGAUGCCGCAAAAUGUUCACUGAACAUAGCCUAUCUUGUCUUUAAA